UCACAACUCUGUCAGUGGCUGAUCUUCCGUGGUGCAAUUUUGCCAGGAGAUUUAAUCACAAUCCAGACGAGUUUUCAGUAGUGCGCCCAGGAGUACAGUGAUCAGAUGAUUAUGGUGUUGCGAUUGGGCGCAGAUCCGACGACAGACAACAAGAGCAGCGCGCUGAAAUGAGCUGGGAGCGCUUCGCGAGAGGGACGCUUCUUGUCACGUCCCUGGCCGUGACUUCCGUGCUGCUGACCGCCUCCGAGGUCCGUGGGGGCGACAAUGUGGAGAAAUUGACCCACUGCCGCGACAGCAGCGAGAGAUCAUCGGAGAACAGAUUACUCUUUGUCACCACAUUGGACGGUCGCCUGUCGGCUCUGGACGUGGACGGCUCGGUGCGGUGGAGUGUGCCCACUGGUCCGGGCAGCCUGCUCUCCUCCAGCAUCCACAGUCUGGAGCUCACGAACAACGGCCGGAUGGUGCGCAUGAUUCCGUCGCUGAGCGGAAGCCUGUACCAAUUCGACGGGCAGACAAUCGAGGCCAUCCCCAUCACAGCCGACCAGCUCCUCACGGCCUCCUUCAAGUUCUCCAACGACGUCGUCAUCUCGGGCGGCAAAGAGACCCGAUCUUACGGCAUUUCCAUGCGCACUGGCCAGGUUAUCUACGAGUGCAGCAUCGGAGGCUGCCAGAACCGCACGGAUGCGCUCGAGGAGGGCGUCGGUCAGGUGCACGAUCCCCUCCUUGACGACGUCAUCAUUCUGAGACGCCAAACGCAGACUGUUCGCGCCGUGGAUCCGCGCACGGGCGGCGAGCGCUGGAAUUUCAGCGUCGGACAUCACGAGAUGGACAUCGCGCGCAGUGAGAACUGCCACCUGGACAGCGAGGCUGAAACAGACCUCGGCUAUGAGAUUAAACUGAUUGUUCCCGAAGGAUUGGUGUGUGCCAUCAGCAAGACUUCGCCCAACACAAUCCUCUGGAAGCAUAAAUUCGACUAUCCAAUUGUAAGCGCCUGGCAGUCUGACGGGACGCAGAAUCUGCAGACGCUGAACCUCUUUGACUCUGCUCAAUCCCUGUGGGAUGGCAAUGAAGCGAUACCCAAUCCUGCGAGGGACACAAUUCCGCCAUCAGUUUACUUAGGGAUGUUCAGGAAGCAAGUGUACAUCCAGGAGUCGGAAGUAAUGCGGAAAACCUUGCAACCGCCGUUCGGAUUGGAUGACAAGAAGGCGCAAAAGUACUCGAAGAUCCCGUGGAAACCUUAUCCGGCGGCGACAUCCGCCUGGAAGCUCAUUCAGUACGACACGGAGACGAUAUCAGAGAGUGAGGAGGAGUCGCUGGAGAGCAAAGGCACUGCCUUGUCUGUGCUGUACGCCUCGGAGUUCGUCAACGGCAACGGAUUCUAUCUCUAUCCGGCCGUCGAGGAGAAACAUCCGCUCUGCGACAAACACAAUCUGACGUCGCAGUCAGAAGUGGUGCAGAGCGAGGAGGAGAGCAAGGAGUUGCGCAUGAAAGACUUACUAGACGAUCCACUGAAGUUCCGCUUCAAAUCCCUGCUCUUCUGGUGGAAGGAGAUCUUCGUGAUUGCGCUCACGUCCAGCUUCGUCAUCAAUCUCUUCAUCAACAACAGGCGCCAAGUAAAGCCCGAGCGGGAUGUCGUCGUGAUUGAGCGCCUCGUCGAGACACCCUUCGCGAAGCUGCAGGACCACGAUGAUGAAGAGACGGAAGAGAUGCUGGACUUAACGAGGAAUCGAUCGCUGUCCGAGUCCAACAAUGGCGAAAGCUACACGUCUCGCUUCACGACGGACUUCGAGAUGCUGCAGUGCUUGGGCAAGGGCGGAUUUGGUGUGGUUUUCGAGGCUAAGAACAAGAUCGACCACUGCAAGUAUGCCAUCAAGAGGAUUGUGCUGCCCAGCAAGAAGGAGAGCCGCGAUCGCGUGAUGCGCGAAGUGCGCACGCUGGCCAACUGUGAGCACCAGAACAUCGUGAGGUAUUUCCAGGCGUGGGUGGAGACACCGCCGCCGGGCUGGCAGGACAACGAGGACCGCAUCUGGAUGGCGCGCGAGGCCAUGUCCACGUCCAUCGACAUCGGCACGCCCACGGAGACUUCCUUGCCACCGUCGUACGAGAGCAGAACUGAGAGUGCCAAGAGCACGCCGGCGAAGAAAGCUAAUGAGUGGAUCUUCAAGCUGAACAUGCAGAAUGGCGACGUCUUCAGUGAGGAGGAUUUGGGGACAAAGUCACGUGAUAGGGCUGACGAUGACUCGUCAUUCAUUCAGUUCGAGGACAGCGGAGCCGAUUGCGCAGUAUUCAAGAACGGCGAGGACGACGACGACUCCUUCAUAGAGUUCCGCCACAACGCCACUCUGGACGAGAGGGAGUCCAAGAGUCCGCUCCUGCCGACGCACUUCACGCACUCCAAGCUGGAGAGCUCUUGCGGCGAAAGGAGACGCAGCCGACGGAAGCGCCCGAUGUCGCUGGAUCUCACGAGCGAGGGCGGCGUGAUCUUCGGCCCGGCCAGCACGACGCGAAUGUACUUGUACAUUCAGAUGCAACUGUGCCAAAAGCAGAGCCUGAAGGAGUGGCUGCAGAUCAGCAGUCAGCCGGAGAGGCAAGACCAGGUCAUCCCGAUCUUCGACCAGAUCGUCAGAGCUGUGGAAUAUGUUCACGAGAAGGGACUCAUCCAUCGAGAUCUCAAGCCCAGUAAUAUCUUCUUCUCGCUGGACGGGCAGAUCAAGAUCGGCGACUUCGGCCUGGUGACUGACAUGGCGAGCAGCGACGAGAGCGACGCGCGCAAGUCGCCGCUGGAGCCCAAGAAGACCCACACGCAGAAGGUGGGCACGCAUCUGUACAUGUCGCCGGAGCAGAUGGCGGGCAAGCACUACGACUACAAGGUGGACAUCUACUCGCUGGGCCUGAUCCUGUUCGAGCUGCUCGUGAUCUUCGGCACCGAAAUGGAGCGCAUUAAGACGCUGGAGGGCGUGCGCUCCAACACAUUCCCACCGGAUUUCCCACAGCGGCACACCAGCGAGUACGCGCUGCUGCAGCUGAUGCUCUCGCGGGAUCCCGGUCAGCGCCCCACGACGUACGGCAUCCGGGCUCGGCCGCCGCUGGGCCAGCCGGAUGUCAAUCCACUCUAUCACUUCGUCCUGCCGCCCAGGCGCCAAGACAGCCGCGGAAGUACAGGAAGCUCCUCGGGCCUGAGCCGGGAGUCCAUCUGAUCGUCAUUCUAUGUUAUCACAGUAAUUGUAAGGAGCACCAGACACCCGAAAGAGACUAUAAUAAAGAGAAUUAAGGGAUAAGAGAAAGUGA
This is a messenger RNA of Phlebotomus argentipes, 3288 nucleotides long. RefSeq names its product eukaryotic translation initiation factor 2-alpha kinase-like. Gene Ontology annotation, biological process: protein phosphorylation. Gene Ontology annotation, molecular function: protein binding; protein kinase activity; ATP binding. The transcript is spliced from 4 exons. Lineage: Eukaryota; Metazoa; Arthropoda; Insecta; Diptera; Psychodidae. The record is from RefSeq and is a predicted model, not a curated record. Bases 168 to 3197 code for a protein of 1009 amino acids.